CCCCCUCCCUCCCUCCUACACCCACAAUGAUUAUCCGGAUAGCAGUCUAAUCGGCUCCUUCUAAAGCAAGCAUAUCAUCAUCAUCAUCAAGACCCCCGACAUUGCCACCAACACCCCCGCAGCGCGACGCGACCCAAGCCAACCUGGUGCACGUUCUUAUCACUGCCACCAACAACGCUCCAAGCUCCACAACACUAUAACGCAGUCAAAGCGCCCAGCACACUGAUCAACCCCCCUACUUGCCAUCGCACACUCUCCCAGUAACACACACACAUCACAUACACCCCCCAUCGCCAUAGUCAUCGCCGAAGCGCCGACGCCGUCAACCCACGUAAUCCAGCGUCACACAGCAUUCAUCGCCCCGCCCCGCCCCGCCCCCUACCCACACCCACCACGAUGAAGUACCUCGACUAUCCCAUUCUCACGCAGCUCUCGGGCGUGCUCUCGGCCAACCCGUCGCCCGAAGCCCGCAUCAACGUGCGUGUCGAGGCCUACUCUAUCAAGCAAGUCGCAAAGGAGCGCAAAAUGUUCAAGGAGAUGGAGGAAGCCUAUGUCAGCGGCCAGGAAGAGAUGGAAGAGAUGUCCUUUUCGCCUGAGAUGAAGGAGGCCGGCCUCUCAUCAUGCUUUGGCCGUCUCGACGUCAAGGAAUCUCGCAAGGUCCACUUCCUCCUAGUGUCAACCCUCAACACUGCGUUCCCCGAGUAUGACUUCUCGGCGCUCAGACCCGACCACUUUAUGCGCGAGAUUUCUGCUGCUCAAGCCCUCUCGCACCUCUCGUCCAACCUUCUCGCCAUUCAAGGUGUCGACUUGUCACCGUUAUCUGGCGUUCAGCCCGGAUCACUGCCAAACAAUGCGGCGGGAUCGUCGCCCACAGUUGCGGCUCAGGGCCUCUCAUCGCCCCACACUGGAUCACCGCCGACGUCCCCCGAUGUCGGCAACCCAAGCCUGUACCGCAUUCUCAACGAAGUGGUUCCAUUAUCCGAGUGCGAGGCCUACUCGUGGGUCCCCGAGCCUGAGUAUGACCCGCAUGUCGACCCCGAGGAGAACGAGGAGGCGACCGAAUACGAGGAGUCUGACAAUGAGGACAACUCGAUGGACCAGGACGACGUCGGCAUGGACAUUGACAUUGAUGGCGGCGGUGCGUACGUCAGCUGGGGCCAAGCAGGAAUGGAGAUUGAGCUCGAUGAUCCUCCCACCGCGCCCCUGAGCCGUCGCAGGCGCUCGCUUGGAAGCGUGGAUGAGCUCGACGACAUGAGCAUGCCGAGCCCACGGUCCUCGCUCAAGGGCAUUGAUGAGUGGACCCCGAAGAAGGUUGGCGGACUGCUGUGGUCUGCAAACUACUUCUUCUACAGCAAACGCCAGAAGCGUGUGUUGUUCAUCACGACAUGGUGCCGCAAGCGGCCUUCGCACGAGCGUGAGCCUACCGACUUCCACGAGUCGGGUAGCAUGCCGCUGCCCAUCUCGUCGUCAUGGACGCCCCCUGUGUCCAGCCUGCAGGGCUUCUCGCCUCUCGCUAGCAAGUCUUCUCGCCCACCGCGGGUGAAUCACCACAACCUGAGCAACGCACGGCCCAACCACAGGAGAUCCAAGCUAGCCAAGCUCAGUACAGGCAAGAGCCUCACGUCGGCCACAAUCCCGAUAAGAGGGUUACCCACACCCGUGUCGCCUGCCACGCCGUCGCGCCUUGCCGCGUCGGCCCCAAGCACCAUUACUACACCCAUCAUCUCCCCGCCAUCCAUGUCGAGGUUUGGUGGGCCGGGGAUCAAACCCCGCCAAACGGCCGCGCGUAUGCUCGUCAAUGCUGCUGCCACGACGCGGCCGUCACCCAUCUUGCCGGUUACCACCACCAACAGUGGCAUUGGUGCCAGCAGGCCCAAGGCGAGCGAGCCCGACAGCCGCGUGCGCAAGGAGCGCAGCGGCAGCCUCACACCUGGCCCUGGCUCUGCCCUCGGCGGCAUUGUCGAGUCUAUCGUCGGCUCUAGCGUCGUCACUGACGCUGCCAAGGGCAAGCGUGUCAAGGUGUAGCCCAGUUUUAUUGUUCCGAAGUGGUGUGUGUCCGCGUACGUGAGAUGUGUCUGCAAUGUGUCCAUCGUGUAAGAUAUGUAGAGAGUUGCUAUGACACACGUGAAUAUGCGGGGAGGGGGGAGCAAGUCUCGUUUUCUCGCCGAUGGCACCUAGUUGCAGAUGUUGGGCGGGAUGGGGGUAUGCGGGCGAGUGCCAUUGCCGCCCUGCUGGCCGCUGAGCAAGCCCUGCCUCUCCUCCUCGGUGCCCGACUCGCGCUUGCCAAAGCACAAGAGGCGGCGGAACCCGCGCUCGAUCGCCUCGACGGCGCGGUCCUUGGCUCUGUAGAGGGCGGGCUUGCGCGAGUCGAGUCUGUCCGAGCGGACACGCUGCUUACCGUCGACGAGAGUCGUGAGGGCGA
Messenger RNA from Vanrija pseudolonga, 2422 nucleotides. It is a transcript of the gene maf1, whose product is annotated as Repressor of RNA polymerase III transcription maf1. The transcript is spliced from 5 exons. Gene Ontology annotation, biological process: negative regulation of transcription by RNA polymerase III. The record is from RefSeq and is a predicted model, not a curated record. NCBI's taxonomy places the organism in Eukaryota, Fungi, Basidiomycota, Tremellomycetes, Trichosporonales, Trichosporonaceae. Gene Ontology annotation, molecular function: RNA polymerase III core binding. Bases 397 to 2025 code for a protein of 542 amino acids. Gene Ontology annotation, cellular component: nucleus.